Molecule: messenger RNA, 3453 nt
Organism: Cygnus olor (mute swan)
Lineage: Eukaryota; Metazoa; Chordata; Aves; Anseriformes; Anatidae
Gene: CDIP1
Product: cell death inducing p53 target 1
Exons: 6
Coding region: 1480-2082 (200 amino acids)
Biological process (GO): intrinsic apoptotic signaling pathway in response to DNA damage by p53 class mediator; tumor necrosis factor-mediated signaling pathway
Molecular function (GO): zinc ion binding
Source: RefSeq, a predicted model, not a curated record
CUUCAGAAAACACGUGACCUGCAGCUCCUGCCUUGGGACGUGAUGUUCACAUCGUUGUUUUCCUGCUGUUUCCAGCGCUUGCUAUCAGCCUCGCGGCUAGAGAGAAGCAACACGAUUUUCCUAGGCAGUGUCAGACCUAUGGCUGCUAUGCAGAGGAUGUAUCUCCUUGUCUGAUCAGAGGGAAGACAAUUAACACAGAAGCCAUAGGAAACCACAAUCCAUUUUCUCAACAGUACAAAGUCUCAGAGGCAGGGGGAGCACAAUUUUUAUUUCUGGCGCAAGACGCAACGGAAGCUCUUGGCUGCUGUUAAGAUUUAGCUUUGGGUUCAUUCACUCAGAGGCGUCUUGUGGCUGCAGUCCGAAAGGUGUUGUGUUUGUACCAGUGAAAAAAGGCCGCUGGGGAGCCCAGCGAGCACAGCAGGCCUGUGCUCAUCACAGCCCCGGGCGGAGGAUGGAGGCGGGAGGGGAACUGCUUCAUGUGCACCGCUCCUGCGUGAGGCCCUGCUGUAGUGCAGCUGUGUCUAAUCUGAGCUCUCUUAGCAGGCUUGAACUUCACGUGAACAAAUACAAGCGAUAGCCCCAAAAGAUGGCAAUGUAAUUAGCAUCUUAGGACUUGUGAGUAACAACUGUGAGCUGUGCGUAUUGAACUUUGUAGCUCUCAAACCUGAGCUGAUCAGAGGACAAAGGUAUGAGCUGGGGCUUUAUAUGCGAUUUAAGUAAUAUAUGUCUUUGUCACCUAUUGUGAUUAGCAAAGUAGCUUUGUAUUAGUAGCAGUUGUUUCUUUUACCUGUUUUAUAUACAAGAAAAUGGAAUAAUAUCCAGUUCCCUUAUAGAUUAAGAGAAUUUAAGAUUAUAAAAGGAAGGAUUCAUGCUGAGAUGGUGGUCCAGAACCAGACGUUCCCGACUGAGGGUGUCCCCAAGCCUUCUUUGAUACCUAGUCUCAGCAUUUAGAAAGAAAAUCUUCUGUGCCUUGUCCUAACAGGCUGGCUACCUAUUAGCGCUUUUUGGAAAAGGUGUUUUUGGAAGGAAUGUGUCUAGCUUCCACUGCUGUGGAGAGGUAAGUUAGGGUGUCUGAGCUCCCCAUGGUUUAUACUGGCUCUCAGAAAAUAAAAAAAAAUCUACUCUCAGACCAAAAGGACUUUGCAGUCUGGGAUUCUGCAGUACCUGUGUCUUCCCGCUGGGAUCUGCACGGAGGCUUUGCUCUCCCUUGCUGUUGGCUGCGUGUGCAGACACAACGCACCCUCACAACAGACCUCACCCGGCGCUUGUGGGCGCCGACAUCCCCGCGUGGUACCUGCUGCGUGCAAACUCCUGUUCCAAAGGAAGCCCUGACCGACGUCCUUCAGCGACUGAGUCUUUCACCAGGACAAGGUUUGGGAGAGUAAGACAGCUUCUGAAGCACGCUGCUGAGAAUUUGUCUUCGCCAUCGAGACCUCUGAGCUCUUUGCGGCAAGGAAGAGGACAGGGCAGCCCUGAGCCAUGUCCAAUGACCCUCCGCCACCCUACCCAGGCGGCCCCUCAGCACCGCUGAUAGAGGAGAAGCACGGCCCACCCCCUGCCACAGAUGGCGUCUCCCCAGCCGUGGGACAGCCCCAGGGGGUUCCCAUCCCCCCUCCUGAAUUUGGGCCCCCUCCCUAUGAGCCUCCGCAGCCGGGGUUCGUGCCCCCGCACAUGCCCACCGACAGCUCCGGGCCCUACGUGCCGCCUGGUUACUACCCACCGCCAGGCCCUCACCCUCCCAUGGGCUACUACCCUGCUCCGGGCCACUAUCCCUCGCCUGGCGGCCACACGGCAACAGUGCUCGUCCCUUCGGGGGCUGCCACCACAGUGACCGUGCUGCAGGGAGAGAUCUUCCAGGGCGCCCCCGUGCAGACGGUGUGUCCCCACUGCCAGCAAGCCAUCACCACCAAGAUCUCCUACGAGAUCGGGCUCAUGAGCUUCCUUCUUGGCUUCUUCUGCUGCUUCGUGGGGUGUGACCUCUGCUGCUGCCUCAUCCCCUGCCUGUUCGAUGACUUCAAGGAUGUGACCCACACGUGUCCCAACUGCAAGGCCUAUAUCUACACGUACAAGCGCAUGUGCUAACAGCACCCCGGGAGCCCGAGCCACUGGAAUGAGACCGGCCCCUCUCCCACUGCCGUCCUAGUCUACGUGUGUGCAACACUCCUUCGCUUAACCCGCUGGUGGUGUGUAUGUGCAUAUCCCCGCCUCCCUCCUGCCCCGAGCUGUGACCACCUUCCCCGAGCUCCGGUCCGUGCUGUGAAUGUUGGAUUGGGGACGCUGGUGUGGGUGCACAGGGGACGAGGGGGCUGAGGACCCAGCUGCUGUGCACGGGGCUCCCUCCGGCAGCUGCCUGGCAGCACGCAGGAGCGGGACGUGGUUCUGCACCCCAUAUGCUCCAGGGCAUCAGCGGGGCCCCCUCGCGCCUGGAGCAAGCUGGGGGCGAGCAGCAGCUGACGGAGGCACCCACCCCUCAGCGGGGGUGCUUAGACACGGUGCCCCGGCCGGGAGCUGCUGCAGGCAGGGGGCACGCGCUAACCUGGAGGGGACAGGGGGAGCCCAAGCAGCCAACGGAGCACGCAGUGGAGGAUGCACAGCCACCUGGCUCAGCUGCAGCCCUUUUAGGAACGGGCCUAGUGGAGGCUUGGCCUUGAGGAGGCAGAGGGGUCGGUGUCAGGUUCUGGCGUGGCUCAACGCCCUCUCCAGCCAGGUCAGUGUGCAGCCCACAGGCAACACUUCCCAAGGAGAAGCACACAGAGCUGCCUCCAAGGCGUGUGUGUGUGUGGGGGGGGGGAUAGGGUGGCUGCCUUGCCCUGGGGCUGCAGCACUGCACCCUUCGUCAGCCCACCCGUCCUGCCAGAGCACCGCCACAGCCGCUCCAGCUGCAUGCGCCUCCUGCCAGCCCUGCUGUGGAUGCUUUGGGGAAGGAAAGCCCCCCCGGCUGCUCCCCACCCACCCGGCCAGCCGUUAGCAGAAGUGCAUCCAGCAUGUUGCUACCUGCCCCCAGCACUGUAGAGUAGGGGAGUUUGUUACCUGGCUCCCAGCUCUGGAGCAGACCCGCUGCAGCAGAGCUGCAUCCCCACCCCGAGCCCAGCAGGGUCUGGGGGGCACCCAUUCCUCAUUGCAUGUGGGUGUAGGGGUUUACUUUUAGCUCACUUCACGUGGGGCAGAAGGAUGGGGGCAAGCAGGCAGCAACACAAGCUGCCAGCAGCGCUGUGACAGAGAAUGGCAAGAGGCCCUGGGAGGCAUUUUCAGUCCCUCUAUGGCCACACCUCGCAUCCCUUCCCACAGCUCCUGCAGCUGGAGCACACAGCCCCCCCCAGGUAAGCAGGGGAGGCUUCUCAGUAAGCAGGUCUGCAAACACAGCCUGGCCUGCACAGGCAGCUGCUGUUUGCUCAGAGGUGGAACUGUGGCACUUGUCCCAGUGUUUGUAUGUAAAUAAACAUCAGACCCUGA